UGACAGCUUACUAGUCUUUCUUCAAUUUUCAAGAUGGUCGUAUGUCGUUUUCCAAUCAUCACCAAUUUAUAACAUAUUUUCAAUUAAUUUUCUAUUAAAAUCAAAUUAAAUUAAUUUUAUUUUUAUCAGAAUAUUACAAGUGUAUAAUUUCCAUCCAAUAAUCAUGGAUUUCGGAGCUUUGUUACAUGUUGCUAAGAAAAAUAGCGAAACUACCAAGGAUGCAGAUGGCAAAUAUUACAGUACGAAAUUUGCUCCCCCUAAAAAGGAAUCAAAAGAUAAGAAAUUAUCGCACAACAUCCAGAAGUUUCUUGCUAAAAAAGAACAGGAAGAAAGGGAGCGACAACGUUUAGAAAAGCAAAAACUUGACCAAUUGAUGGCUCUGCGCGAUGAAAAGUCCAAAAAUAAAAUCAAGAAAAUGCUGAAAGUCACGAAAUCCGCCAACAAGUCUGUGUUGGACGAUGCCGUCGACAUGGAUCACACGGCUGUGACUCGCGAGGGAGGGGAACAACCCGACCAAGACGAUUAUGGUUACGUUUCGAACGAGGCCAAUGCCUUCUACCAAAAAUACAUAGAAAAAGUCAAAGAUGUUAAAGAAGACAAGCAAUUUGCUCCCAGUCGACCAGCUACUCGAACAGACUUAAAUAGCACAAAGGAUCGCGUCAAGGCAGCUAUUGAGCGUGAGAUAUUGGAGCGAAAUAUGCCACACACUCGUGUGCGAACAUCAACAGCAGCUCCUAAGUUGGCCUCAGCGUUGAUGACUACUGGGUCAUUAAGGAAGAAAGAUCUUUAUGAUCCGGAAGCUGAGAGGGAAAUGGAGGAGAAGAAAAAACGUGAGGAGGAACAACAGAGAAGGGCGAAGAAUAAGAAACCUCCGCCUCCAGUGAUGGAUUUUCAAGCGCUUCUCAAGCUGGCUGAGAAGAAGCAAUUUGAACCUGUUGUAGUGGAAGUGGAGCCGAAGAAAAAGGAGCCCGAAAGACUACUCACGAAGAAAGAGAGGAAGGAACAAGAAGAACGCCAAAAAUUCAUGGAAGAAAGAGAAAGACGUAAAAAGGAAAUGGAAAAGGGCGGAGGAAAGUCGAGUGCGGCAGCUCCGCCAAAAGCACCAGAGAGGCAGAAAAUGGAACCCAAUGGCCGCAUACCCAAAUUGAAUCAAUCUGCUGCUGCUCCAAAAGCACCAUCAUCCUCAUCUACAGCUUCUAGUAGCAGCAAGUCCGUAGAUACAAAAUCAGCCACAUUUAAAAAGCCACUAAAUCCUGUUUCAGCCAGUUCAAGUUCCAGUCAAAAAAGUUCACAUCCUUCUUCGAAGAUGUCUUCCUCGCCAGCAGCAUCAAAAAGUACAAGCAGUAGUGCAAGACCAUUGACAAAUGGAGGAACAUCAUCAUCGUCAAAAGAUAAACCAUCUCAGAAAGCUUAUCCUCCUCCUAGUAAAUUGUCAUCAUCAUCAUCAAGUUCUUCCAAACCUAAUUCCGCUGCAAGCUCAAAGAGUGCCUUGAGUCAAAAUGGAGGCACAAGCUCAAAGAGUGCCUUAAGUCAAAAUGGAGGCAAAGGAUCGUACAAUGGACCAACUAGGGAAUUUCCACCCAAGGAUGUGAAGGCUAGAACUCAACAGGCACCAGCUCAAACAACACGACAAUUCCCACCUUCAGAUGUUCGACGGUCCAAUAAGCCACCUGAGAGAAAACCCCAACAACCAGUGAAAAGAAGAAUCUAUGAUGAUGACGAUGAAGAUGAAUAUGAUUCUGAUUUGGAUGAUUUUAUUGAUGAUGGACCAGAUGGCGAAGAUUAUUCGCAGCACAUCAAAGCUAUUUUUGGUUACGAUAAAUCAAGGUACCGAGAUAUUGACGAAGAUGAUUCUGGAAUGGAGUCCACAUUCGCUCAACAGAUGCGCGAAGAAUACGUUAGUAAAAAAAUUGGUUUAAUGGAAGACUUAGAAGAUAUGCGACAAGAAGCCGAAGAUAAAAAACGUAAAGCGAGCAUGAAGAGAAAAAAGGUGCAUUGAUGAUUUGGACUAUACAAACAACAAUAAAUUAUUGAAGGAUAGUGCAACCUUCUGACCAUAAAUUAUGUUCAAAGUGAUAUUUAUAUAAAUAACUGUAACUAUGUUAUUUUAACUAUUGUUUUAUAUUUUAAAUAAUAAUUAAUGAAAAUUA
This is a messenger RNA of Episyrphus balteatus (marmalade hoverfly), 2150 nucleotides long. Its product is annotated as protein SPT2 homolog. NCBI's taxonomy places the organism in Eukaryota, Metazoa, Arthropoda, Insecta, Diptera, Syrphidae. Gene Ontology annotation, cellular component: nucleolus. The coding region runs from base 164 to 1999 and encodes 611 amino acids. The transcript has 5 exons. Gene Ontology annotation, biological process: regulation of DNA-templated transcription; nucleosome assembly. Gene Ontology annotation, molecular function: DNA binding; histone binding. The record is from RefSeq and is a predicted model, not a curated record.